This is a messenger RNA of Adineta steineri, 348 nucleotides long. The record is from the annotation of a GenBank genome assembly. Lineage: Eukaryota; Metazoa; Rotifera; Eurotatoria; Adinetida; Adinetidae.
AUGCAACGAACAUCAGCAAUUCAAUCGACAUCAACAGUCGAACCACAUAUUCAAUAUGAAGAUAAUUAUGAUGGAUCAAGUAUAUGGAUAGUCUUCCGUAAAAUGCUUUUUUUUACAUUACUAAUGACAAUUGCACCAUUAGGAUCAUUUUUUAUUGCAAAAGAUUAUAUAUUCCAAGGUAUAUUUCAUAUAUCUAGUAGUAGUAGUUAUACAUAUUCAGCUAUUGUUGCUGUAAUUGUUGUUCAUAUUGUAUUAAUUUCUUUUCUAAUUGUGGCAUUUCGUGAAGAUAUUCCAGAAAAGAAAAAAUCAAUUGGUCCAACAAAACGAUCAACUGGCAAACAAGAUUAA